AUGUUCAAGACCAAGGCCGUUCCGGCACGGAGGCGAAGUGCGGGUCGAUGCUUCCUGGCUUUGGGCAUCCUGCUCACCUGCUGGCUGAGUUCAGCAGGAGUACAGGCGCAGUCGCCAGCCAACAUCUACAGCUACAGCCGCACGAGCAGCUUUGUGUACUACGGCGUGAGCGACGGCGCCUGGGCGGGCCUGCUCAAGAGCGAGAUCGUUGAGCCGGGCAACCCGCAGUUAUGCGUGGUCACGACCUACGAGUACGACCCGUACGGCAACAAGACCAGCGCCACGACAGCCAACUGCGCCGGUGCUACGGGCCGGGCCCAGUUCACCCAACGCAAAAACACCAGCACCUUUGCAGCCGUUGCCAGCCAAGCCAUCGUCGUGAAUGGCAGCACGAUCAACGUGGCCGUGCCUGCUGGCCUGUUUCCCUCCAGCAGCGCCAAUACGCUCAACCACACCGAGACCAAGACCUACGACCCGCGCUACGGAGCGCCGCUGAGCCUCACUGGCCCGAACCUGAUCACGACCAGCUGGAAGGUCGACGAUUUCGGCCGUGUAACUCAGGAGACCCGUGCCGAUGGCACCCGCACCGUCACGGCCUACUGCACGCUGGGCGGGCUCGGCCUGGACACGUCGGCCAACAGCAGCGUGUCCAACGGUGAUCCGCUGAGCUGCCCCAGCGGCAGUGCCGACGCCCCGGCCGACGCUGUGGCGUUCGUUCACAGCGAGCCGUGGGAUUCGAGCAGCAACAAGAUCGGCCCCUUCGUGCGCGUCUACAAGGACCGCAUGGGGCGGGACGUGCGCAGCGUCACGCAGGCUUUCGACGGCACGGCCCAGGCCUCAGGCAAGGCGGGUGCGCUCGUCUACAAAGACACCGUCUACACCGCCUAUGGCGUCAAGAGCAUUGAGACCCAGGCCUACUUCGCAGGCAGUGGCAGCUCCACCACCAGCGGUGCCAACGACGUUGGCCUGAGCCAGAUCGUGGUGGACGUGCUGGGGCGCCCCACCACCGUCUACGUGGCUGACCCCAACGGUGGAGCGGGGACCCAGAGCUUCGGCAGUUACGGCAGCCGUCGCGUGGCGCAGACCACCUACGCCUACGUCGGCUUGGCGACGACGACCACCAACGACAAGGGGCAGACCCGCAAGGAAGACAAGAACGCGCUGGGCGAACUCGUGCGUGUGACCGAUGCCAGCGGUGCCACGCUCAUUCACCAGCGCGACGCCUUCGGCAACCUCGUGCAGACCAAGGAUGCGUUGGGCAACCUCACCACGCUGAGCUACGACUACCGCGGCCGCAAGACCAAGCUCCAGGACCCUGACACCGGCACCUGGAACUACGACUACGACGCGUUGGGGCAACUGGUCUGGCAGCAAAGUCCUAACCAGGCGCUCCAAACCGCCGAGACCACGAUGGUCUACGACGUGCUCGGUCGCAUGACCAGCCGCGCCGAGCCCGAGUUCAUCAGCACCUGGACCUACGACAAGAAUGCCGACGGCACGUCGUGCAUGAACGGCAACACGAGCCAAGGCAAAGGCAAGCUUUGCCAGAGUGGCACCAAGAACGGGGUGAGCCGGCAGUACGUCUACGACAACCUGGGCCGCCCCACCAGCAGUCGCACGAGCAUCAACAACGGCCCGAGCUUUGCCAGCAGCGUCAGCUACGACAGCCGGGGACGCGUGCAGACCCAGACCUACCCCACGGGUGUGCAGGUCGGCUACAGCUACACGACUCAAUUGGGUUUCCUGGAGAAGCUCCAGCUCAACACCCCCGCCACCGUGGCGCCGCUCCCCAACGCGAGUGGGCAGACCGCCGCCGGCACCAGUCUGGCUGCCGGUGCAGUGCUGUGGCAAGCCCAGGUCGUGGGCGCCUGGGGCAAGGUUGAGCAGCAGGUCUAUGGCAGCGGCAUCGUCAACAGAGCCGCCUUCGAAGCGGCGACCGGCCGCAUUACCAGCCUGACGGCCGGCGCCAACGACACUGUGCUGUCUCAGACCUACACCUGGGACAGCCUCAACAACCUGCAGACCCGCAUCGACAACAACGGUGACGGCACGCCGGGGGCGAUCUCGGAGACCUUCAGCUACGGCGACAGCCUCAACCGGUUGACCGGCUACAGCGUCACGGCCCCCAGCGUGCCCGGCUCCACCCGCAGCGUCACCUUGCAAUACAACGCGCUCGGGAUGCUGCUCUACAAGAGCGACGUCGCGAACUACACCUACAACGCGCAGGGCGGUGGCCCGGGCAGCAAGCCUCACGCGCUGAAGAGUGUGGCCGGUGUGCUCAACACCACCUAUGGCUACGACGACAACGGCAACCUCACCAGCGCGAGCACCGGCAAGUACCGCAGCCUGAGCUACACGAGCUUCAACCUGCCUGACGGUGGCGCUGGCUUGCAGGGUGUCAACGGCCUGCCCAAGUACAGCUGGCAGUACGACGAGAACCACGCCCGCAUUCGCGAAACCCAUCAGGACAGCACCGGCACCCGGACCACCUGGUAUCACCACCCCGACAACCAAGGCGGCCUGGCCUUUGAGAGCGAGGUCGCGCCCAGCGGCACGGUGAGCAACCGCCACUACCUGAGCGCUGGCGGCCAGGUCAUCGGCGUCCUGGUGAAAACCGGCGCGCUGCCCAUCCUGAGCGCUAACCAGACCACGCCGCCGACCUUGGCCAGCGUCACCCUCGUGAAGGUCGAGUACUGGCACAAGGACCACCUGGGCAGCCUGAUCACGACGACCGAUCACGGCGGCGCGGUGACCCAGCGUUACGCCUAUGACCCCUUCGGAAAGCGGCGCUACACCAACGGCACCUAUGACCCGUUCGGUGCGUUGGUUGUUGACUGGUCGAGCACGCAGAACGCCGGCACCGACCGUGGCUUCACCAGCCACGAGCAACUGGACGACGUCGGCAUCGUGCACAUGAACGGCCGGCUCUACGACGCCAACCUGGGUGUCUUCCUGCAGGCCGAUCCCUUCAUUCAGGAUCCCUCCAACCUCCAGAACUACAACCGCUAUGGGUAUAUGUACUACAACCCAUUGAACGGCACUGACCCCAGCGGGUUCUGCUUCAUGGGCUGCUUCUGGCAGCCCAUGACGCAACUCAACAGGCUGGUACGGGUGGGGUAUGAACUGUCCGGCCUGCGCUACUUUGGCGUGGACUUUCAAACUUAUCGGGUGCUUGCCAGCAUUGCAGUGGCGGUGGUUGCGCCAGAGUACCUUGCCUACUACGGCCCAUUGGCGCAAGGGACACUGGCCAACGCAGCGACAGCAGGGUUCCUGUCUGGUGCAGUGGCGAGCGGCAACACCCAGGGAGCGCUGCAGGGGGCAUUCAGUGCUGCAGCGUUCUGGAGUGUUGGCCAAGUGGUGGGUAAUGCUGGGCUUACUCCAACGGGCGAAAUAAGGGACGGUGCCAAGUUCGCUGGCGCCAUUGCGCUGCACGGCGUGGCGGGCUGCGUGACGGCGGAAGUGUCGGGCGGAAAGUGUGGUUCAGGGGCUCUAAGCGCUGCAUUUUCUAAGGCGGCUCUGCCAUUUACUGCAGGCAUGGAUGAUGGCCCUGGCCGCGCCGUAGCCCAUGCAGUUGUUGGCGGAACAGCCUCAGUGCUAGGUGGCGGGAAGUUUGCCAAUGGAGCGGUGACGGGGGCGUUCAGCUACCUCUUCAAUUAUUUAUCCACGAGCAAGAGAGCUGAACGGAUGGUUAACGAGAUGUCUGCGCAAUCUAAGGAUUUCCGAGACGCUAUCUCCGCCCUGCGCGCCUCCGGGGCCAAAUACUCUAUCGAUAUCGGAAACGAUGUUGACGCGGGUGCGCACGGCGCGCAGGUUGCACUGGUGGGAGACGUUUGGGCAAUCAAAGUAAAUCCAAGUGUCCUAGUGGGGUUUGAGUAUCGAACCAAGAAUAACGGCUGGUAUCCGCUCAAUGCAGAAACCGGACUUGCCCACGAAUUGGGUCACGCUCUCGCCAUAGAGUUGAAGGCAAACAUCGAAGCCGUGACGAUCUCCAACGCACUCGAGCAGCAAUCGAACGACUGGAUUUCCGCCUCCAGCAUGACGUCUCUUUGGGAGGGCUUCCCGGGAACCUGCGGAGGGCUCCACAGUCGUUGCCAGCGUCAGCCUUCACGCAUGGAGCGCCGACUUGAAGGCGGCCCCGCAAACGCGGCCUUUGGUGACGCCAUGAGAACUGGUUUACGUUGGCUGCUGGGCGGAGUGAUUCUGCUGACGCUGGGAGUGCUCGCUUUAACCGACGGCUCCCAGUCACAGACGCCUCAGCCGCUCAUCCCGCCUGCGGCGCGCGCGCGAGUUGCACUGGCUGAUCGGCUGGGCGACUCCUUACCGCCGUCAAGUACCGUGGCGGCAGUCGCUUCCGAUUCGCGCACAACGAGGGCCAAGGCGCCAGCCAUCGAGCGGUGGCCGGACUCUCUCGCCCGCCAGGUAUUGAGCAGUGCCAUCCGCGAUCCCUUUCGAGCCUCGAUGUCAUCCGCUAUUCCCGUCGCGGUGGCGCCUGUGCCGCCGGUCGCGCAGCCAACGCCCGCCGUUGCGCCGGUCGUUGUUCCCGCGAUGAGCUAUCGCUACCUGGGGCAACUCACGGACCCGGAUGGCAAGCGGCUUGUAAUGAUCAGCAAGGGCGACAAGGACGUGACCGUCUCACGAGGCAGCCUGCUCGACGAUGGAUUCAGCGUCGUCGACAUCCAGAAGACCCACAUCACCAUCGUGCACAUCGCCACGAGCACCCUCUUUGAGAUCCGAAUUCCCGAUGCCGAUGCGUCGCCUCUCUGA
Molecule: messenger RNA, 4764 nt
Organism: Ostertagia ostertagi
Lineage: Eukaryota; Metazoa; Nematoda; Chromadorea; Rhabditida; Trichostrongylidae
Source: the annotation of a GenBank genome assembly